Messenger RNA from Acaulospora colombiana, 623 nucleotides. NCBI's taxonomy places the organism in Eukaryota, Fungi, Glomeromycota, Glomeromycetes, Diversisporales, Acaulosporaceae. The record is from the annotation of a GenBank genome assembly.
GCGGUGCCUUACAUGGAGAUAUGAUGCAAUUGGACCGUGAUAAGGUGUUGAAAGAUUUUAAGAAUAACAAAUUCCCGAUCAUGGUUGCGACCGAUGUUGCUGCAAGAGGUCUGGAUAUCAAGGCCGUUAAGACCGUAAUCAACUACGACAUUGCGCGUGAUAUUGAUUCGCAUGUACAUCGUAUUGGAAGAACCGGCAGAGCUGGUGAAAAGGGAACGGCGUACACUCUUAUCACUGAGAAAGAAGACAAAUUCGCUGGAGAUUUGGUUCGAAAUCUAGAAUCUUCGGGGCAGACUGUACCUGAUGCUUUAAUGAAUCUUGCCAUGAAGGUGAACAGAGCACCACAUUUCUUUAACGUAGCUCGCGGAUCGGUAGGCUCCAGCUCCAAUGCAAUACCUCUCGGGGGAAGAUCAGGCAUUGGAAGUGGCGCGCAAAUACCACCACCUCCGCAACUUGACACGAGUACUUCCGGCCGUGGAAAUUCUGGUAGCACGGCUUCUCGGUUUCAAAUGAGCUUUCAGAAAGCCUCCUCCGCAGAGUCUGGGUUGGGUCUCUUGCGCUCUAGCUCUUCAGCCUCACAACCCUCGACAAAUACUCAGCGCAAGAGGCGUUGGGAUUCUUAG